AUGGAAUUCAACGAUACUUAUUUAAAAAGUGAACAACUUAAUCGACAACAACUCAUCUCGUGUUGGAAGAGUUCUGUAGAAUUUAAUAGUGACAUUGGGCCAUGUGACGAGGGACUUGCCCUUUAUCUACCUUCAAUUGAACCAAAUUCAUUGAUAUUGGAAAUCGAUGUUCAUUUUAAUAAUAGGAAACUUACAAGAAAUGAAUUUUUAUUUCAACAAUUGGAAUUAUCAAUGUCAAAAGGUUUGUACUUUUGGAAAGAGAAAUUGCUUUAUGACUGCUCUCUUUUCAUAGACGAAGACAAUUAUAAUAAACUUUGUCUAAAAUUGAAUUGUAGAAUAUGGAAUGGCAAUAAAAUAUCUUCAUUAUUGCAAAAGCCAAUCGAAUAUAAAGAUCAUAGAAAAUUUCUUCCUAAAGUAUAUUAUUUACAAAAACUAGAAAUUUCAUCUCAUUUUUUCUCUCAGACACAAUUGGAUUCUGUGCCGAUAGUUGAUUUCGUGAAUACUUUUAAUGAAUUUACUACUUCAUUGUUUUUAUCUCAAUUGGAGUUUCGUUUCCCUUUAGUUUUCUCUUCUACUACAAGACAAUUGUUUAGAUGUCAGGAAUCAGAAUUAGGCCCAAUUUCUUAUGCCUUAUCAGAUUCUCCAGCACUGAUACCAAUUUUAAUAAGCAUAAUUUCAAAUAAUAUGAUAUAUACAUCAAUUUACCAGUUAGUGAAUCCUAAGAAGAAAAUAACAAAAGACUACCCAUAUUUUAAAUUUUUUUUACUUUGA
This is a messenger RNA of Vanderwaltozyma polyspora DSM 70294, 771 nucleotides long. RefSeq names its product Rec102p (gene REC102). The coding region runs from base 1 to 771 and encodes 256 amino acids. The transcript has a single exon. NCBI's taxonomy places the organism in Eukaryota, Fungi, Ascomycota, Saccharomycetes, Saccharomycetales, Saccharomycetaceae. The record is from RefSeq and is a predicted model, not a curated record.